GCGGCCAAGAUGGCGGCGGGGUGAGGCGGCGGCGAUGGCGGCGAUGUCCGGGCCGGAGGAGCGCGAUGCCGGCGGCGGCCCCGCCGCUCCCUCCGCUCCUUCCGCGGCCGCUCCCGGCCCCGCGGCCGCGGCCGCGCUCGGCGGCGAGAGCGGCGGCGCGGAGGAGGCGGCGGCGCUGCUGCUGGAGGCGGGCGCCGAUGCCGACGCGCCGCCCAAGAAGCGGCUGAGGGCGGCCGGGAGCGGCGGCGGCGGCGCGGAGGGGGCGGCGGGCAGCGUGAAGCUGGAGGAGCGCCUCUACUCCGUGCUCUGCUGCACCGUGUGCCUCGACCUGCCCAAGGCCUCCGUCUACCAGGUCAGGGGACAGGCCACCAACACCCCCCAGGGGCCACCAAAGUCCCCUCAUGGGCCACCGAGUGCUUCUGUGGGCCACCAAGGGCUCCUUUGUCACCCCUGGGCCACCAAGGGCCUUUAA
Passer domesticus (house sparrow) is the source of this 472-nucleotide messenger RNA. RefSeq names its product zinc finger TRAF-type-containing protein 1-like. The transcript is spliced from 2 exons. The coding region runs from base 35 to 472 and encodes 145 amino acids. The record is from RefSeq and is a predicted model, not a curated record. Lineage: Eukaryota; Metazoa; Chordata; Aves; Passeriformes; Passeridae.